UAUGGCCUAUGCGACACGUGGCAUUUGACACGAGACAAAUACAAUCAACGGUUGUAACACAAUAAAUUAGGUGUAUCUUUGCGCACUAGAUCUUUCCUCGUAACACCAACACCAUCCUCCAUCGCGCGAUCUGCGACUCCUCUCUGUUGUGAGAAACGAGACGACGAGAAGAAGAAGAUUUAGCCGACGAAUACAACAACAACAACAAUGGUGAAGGUUUUGACCUACUUUGGCAUGACAUUGGCCGCUUUCGCCUUUUGGCAAUCCAUGGACAAAGUUCAUGUCUGGAUCGCUCUUCAUCAAGACGAGAAGCAAGAAAGAAUGGAGAAGGAAGCAGAGGUAAGGCGGGUUAGAGCAGAGCUGCUCCGGAAAGCUAGAGAGGAGGACCCUCUUGCCUGAUCUUCUUCUUCGGUUAUGCUUUUGGGUUUCUUAAUCAUAUCAAUUCACUUCUCCUGCACAUUUUGUCUUUACUGUUAUGGAUCAAAAUUGAGUUUGCAUAAAGUGACAUUACCAUAUAUGCUUUUGAAUGUGGGAUGAUGAUGAAUAAUUUUGUCUUUGUUCUUCUUCUUAACUAAUGAAACACUAGUGGAGAAGUUUCAGCAUCUA
Molecule: messenger RNA, 606 nt
Organism: Arabidopsis lyrata subsp. lyrata
Lineage: Eukaryota; Viridiplantae; Streptophyta; Magnoliopsida; Brassicales; Brassicaceae
Exons: 2
Coding region: 208-399 (63 amino acids)
Source: RefSeq, a predicted model, not a curated record